ACCUCGUGGGCGCCAAGAACAACGGCCAUUGCACACAUAUCAAGAAACCAGCCAAAUUGCCCACGAGCUGCUAGACUAGCUCCUUGUUUGAUCAGUCCAAUUUCAGAUCAGAUUCUCUCCGUCUCACACACUCACAUUGAAACUCUCAAUCACUUACCAAAUCUCAAUGUGAUCAUUGAACUAUAAAUUUCACUCCAAAUUUAUAGUCUUUUCAAGGACGAGCUAGUGGUGAAACAUGAUUUCAUCUGUUAUUUCAAGAUUUAGAUUUUGCUCUUCAUCAACAACUCUCAUUUGGGUUCUUUCUUUUUUCUCCAUAAUCCAUUCUUAUUGUCACAUUAAUCGUCGUCAUUAAGGAUUAUUUUCAUCUGGGGUUUUGAAUUUACAGGAUUUUAUUGCAUUAAUGUACUUAUUUUAGGUCUUUUUUAAUUUAUUUAUUUAGUGUUGAUGGCUUCUUCAAUGUUUUUUAUCAUCUGCAUCCUCCACUCAACCAUUGCAAUAACAUUAGGAUCAUUAAUAAUGUUCUAUCUCAAAGAAAUCUCAGUGGUUGGCCAUGGUACUGAAACAGCUCAAAAGCUUUUAGGAUCAACCCCGCAUGACCAGCUGUUGAUCCAAAUCUCCAAUUCUUUUGCGGGUCUGCUUCUGUUUGUAGUUGGUUUUUUGGUGUUCAUGGUGGCAUUUGUCAAGGACAGAGAGUUCCAAAACUUUUUUGCUAAAGGGUGUGCUCUUCUCUACGUAGUAAUGGCUCUUUGGAGGUUUUACUUUGAAAGAAGGGUUGAGGAUUUGGCCUGGGAUUGGCCUAAGCAGGUAGUUGGAGAUUUUGUGAUGGCACUUUCAUGGGUGUUCUUUCUCUUGUAUACUUGGAGAGAAAAAUAUGAUUAGUCUUAAGAAGAUCCGUGUCUCAAUAAUGUAGAAAAACAUUGAAGAUUUCUCAAUGCUUGGUGGCUGCACUAUUGAAUAUUAAUGCAGCUGCAGAUCACAGCUUUUUCUGGCAUAAAUGUGCACGUUGCUUUUUCCAAUCAAGGAGAGAGUUGGAGGUGGAGCACGGUUCUUCAUUAUAGGGUUAGUGCAUUGUGACAGUGUGCCUACUGUGCUGUGAAGGGAUGGAUGGCCUUUUGAGGUCUUUGAUAUAUUUUCACUCCAUUUUGAGAAUUAUGCCAACUCUAGAAGAAAUUCAAUUUCUUGGCUCACAAUUUCCCUUGGAGUUCAAUUAUUGAUUUAUUGUUUGAAUCCUGCUUGUCAAGAAAAUCUGGCUGCUUUCUUAUUUUCAACUUUGUCUUAAAUCUCUAUGUAAGAGUGCUCAAUUCCAUUGUAAUUUAUAAUGAGAUCGACUUUGUAAUCA
Molecule: messenger RNA, 1339 nt
Organism: Populus trichocarpa (black cottonwood)
Lineage: Eukaryota; Viridiplantae; Streptophyta; Magnoliopsida; Malpighiales; Salicaceae
Exons: 1
Coding region: 445-879 (144 amino acids)
Source: RefSeq, a predicted model, not a curated record